AUGUCAGCAGUAGCAGAAGGGAACAACAGUGAGCUUGCCAUGCCCACACACACACCCUCCCUUCUACCUCCAUAUGCUCUUGAAGGAAACCCACCUGAUAUUAAUGGAGAAGAACCACCUGUGCUGUCCUGGAGAAGAAAAUCUAAAGCACCACCUCCUCCAUCUGAAACAAAAUCCAUUGCUGUUUCUCCAUUUGAUAACACAGAGCCAACCAACCUCAUCAUGGAACAGAAAGAGAAUGUAAUCGAUAAAGAUAUUGAAUUAUCAGUGGUCCUGCCAGGAGAUGUGGUCAAGUACACUACAGUUAACGGGAGGAAGCCCAUGAUGGACUUGCUGAUCUUUCUCUGUGCACAGUAUCAUUUAAAUCCAUCAAGUUAUACCAUAGAGUUGGUAUCAGCAGAAAAUAGCCAGAUUAAAUUCAAACCCAACACACCAGUGGGAAUGCUUGAAGUGGAAAAGGUCAUUGUAAAGGCAAAGCAAAUGGAUAAGAAGAAACCCGCUCCAGUUAUACCAGAGCAAACAGUAAGGGUAGUGAUAAACUACAAGAAGACACAGAAGACAGUAGUAAGAGUCAGUCCACAUUCACCCCUUCAAGAGCUCAUUCCAAUUAUCUGUAGCAAAUGUGAGUUUGAUCCUUCAAACACUCUGCUACUGAAGAGUUACCAGUCUCAAGAACCUCUUGAUAUGACAAAGUCUCUUAAUGACCUCGGACUAAGAGAACUGUAUGCCAUGGAUAUCAGUCAAGCCUCAUCACCAGUUGAUUUAAAUUUGCCAUCUUUUCAAGGCUCCUACCAAUCUGAAAACAUAGAUGUUCUGAAGGAGAAAGAAAACAAAGGAUUCUUCAGCUUUUUUCAACGAAACAAGAAGAAGAGAGAACAAGCUGCCAGUGCCCCGGCAACUCCAUUGAUGAGCAAGCCAAGGCCACCAUUUAUCAUGAGAUCUAACACUGUCAGCAAGCAGUACGACUCCAACACUCUGCCAGCUGAAAUGCCAAAGAAACGGAGAGCUCCUCUGCCCCCCAUGCCGACCUCUCAGAGCGCUCCCCAGGAGCUGGCGCGAGCCCAAGCCAGACCUACCUCUGAUAUUGUGAAAUCCAACAGCUUUGAGAGGAGUGAGCAGGCCCCUGUGGGGUUGGUGAGGAAAGGCUCCCUGGUGCUCGGUGACACCGCUCCUGUGAACUCCUCUCUGCGCAGGAUGAAGCGCAAGGCGCCCUCACCACCCUCCAGAGCACCAGAAGAUCAAAGUGAAACCAGUAAUGAGCCUGUAACAGAGUCAACAGAAUCAGCCUCCACUAAAGCAGAAGGAAGAGCCACUGAAAUGAAGCCUGAAACAGAUGUAAGGAUCUCAGAAUGCAACCUGGAAGAAAUUGAUGAAAGGGAAGAGAUAGGUGUGCAGCAGGGAGAGGACAGUGGAAGUACCAAUACAUCUCCUGGGAUAGGAGAGGUUACUGCAGCCUUCAGCUCUGCUGAGGUACCACUGGAAAAUGACAAAAACGAUCCUGCUUCAUCAGCUCCUGUUCCUGGCAGUGUUCCCAUAGACAACUCGCAAAGCUUCAAGGAAGAAAAACAAGAAAAUAUGAGCACAGAUGGCAAAGGACUACAGACUAAGAUAAGCAGUGAGGAUGCUGGAUUUCAAACAGACAGGAAGCUUAACAUUUUAGAUCAAAAUAAAACUAAUGAUCACAGUGAUACAAAACUCCUUCCAACAACAGAAGAAGGGAAAGAACUUCAGACAGCCGAAAUUAAAACAGUAGAUUUUAGUGAAAAUAACAAUCUUGACAGACUAUCAAACUGCCAGGCAUGUAAAAAUGACAUCUCUGUAAGUCAUAGGAAUUAUCCUCAACUGAUUUCAGAAAAGCAAGAUAACAAAACAAAUCAAACUGGCUUGGACACAGUAAAAACUCAGGAUGUUGGAAUCCAGACGUUGGACAGCAAUUUGGGAAGGACUGUGCAGAAGGAAAUUAUUGUUCCUCAGGGUGUUAAAUCUUCCCCAUUUAGAGAACUGGCCCCUCAACAUGAUGAAGAUAAGAACAACUCCCUUGCUCAAGUGAUGCAUGGAAUGCACCAAGAGAGUGAAGAUACUUCAAUAGAGCAAAAUCUUGAAACACAAGAAGUUACUAAUAAAAAAGUAAUUCCAGUAAAAGACCAGAUUCACAUCUGUAUAAAUGGCAGUGGUCUUGCUUCACCAGAAACAACUGCUGAAAUUCCAGAAGAAUGUCCUGUAAAAGGUCACCCCUUUUAUAGACAGGACACCAAACCUAAGCCCAAACCUGCUAAUGAAAUUACAAGGGACUACAUACCAAAAAUUGGGAUGACUACUUAUAAGAUAGUGCCUCCAAAAUUCUUAGAAAUGAUGAAGAGCUGGGAAUCAGAAGUUCUAUCAGAUCAUAAGGAUCAAGAGGUAUCUACUUUGGAAGACCCCAAGGAAUUCAUAGUGCAAAAUGAAAUUCCUCAUCUGUCAAAAAGUGUGGGUCCUUUACAGGCCGGUUCACAAAAUGAAGCUGCAGCAGCAAAUGGUCUGCUGCAGAGAGUGAACAGCAUUUCUGAACAUAUUGUGACCUCUGGAGCUGAGAUUACUACUGAGAGCAACCAGAUGGAAGGACAGUCUUUCAAGCAACAUGUCCCACUGAUGCUGAACUUGGAUAAUACAAAUGCUUCUUCUGAGACUCAGGACAAGUCAAAUGCAUUAAGUCCAUUAAGUCCUACAACCAAGCCUAGUUCUUUUUAUCUGCAGAUGCAGCGCAGAGCUUCAGGUCACUAUGUGACAUCUGCAGUUGCCAGAAGCACGGUUUGUGCUCCUAAUUCAAUUCAAAAUGAAGUUAAGAAUGCAGAGAUGGGUAAAAAAGUCUCAUCACCUGAUAUGACUUCUCUGGCUUUACAGAAAACAAGUAUUCCCUCUCCUCCUGCAGAUCAAGAAAAAGUUGAUGAUGGAAAAAACAUUGAAUCUUCCACCUCUCCUGUUAAAAGCAACAAGCCUUUAAGUUUUCCCUCCUGCCCUCCAGCGCCGUUGAAUCUAAGAACUCUCAGAACUUUUGCAGUUCCUAAGCCAUACUCUAGUUCAAGACCAUCCCCUUUUGCUCUUGCUGUCUCAUCUGCAGUAAAAAGGUCACAAUCAUUCAAUAAGACACGUACGAUCACUAGCCAGGCACUGAGAGAGGAAUUGCCAAUGGAACUCUCCUCUGUCCCUUUGGCAGCUGGAUUCUCCUCAGCUACCUCUAUGCCUGAAGUGAAAAGUCCUUCCUUACAGACUGUAACAGCGGGGUCACAAAAUAGUCUAAUGGAUAAGAAAGGCAGCCAUGUGCAUAGUGAGCAGAAGAGUCAGGCACAGUCAGGUGCUUCCCCUGACCACCCACGCCCUGUCACUAAGAGACAAACGGCGAUGACGCUCCCGUGCGCUGACCCCGAACAGAUCCACCAGAGCUUGCUGGCUGCAAUCCGCUCUGGAGAAGCUGCUGCCAAAUUGAAAAGGGUUGGUCCUCCAUCAAACACCAUAGCUGUCAAUGGAAGAGCCGGGCUUAAUUCUUUGUAUUCCACAGAAUCUAAGGCUAAUCCCUAGAUUUUAUACCAAAUAUUUUGCACUUUACUACUGCUUCAUAGGCCAACUUAAUACUAACUGCAGAUUUUUGAAAUUGUAAAUGCAAGUGUAUGUUAAUAUAUUUUUGUCAACAGUUAUAACAAUUUCGAGCUGGGUCUUUUGAUGCCUUGAAAAGAUUAUUAGAGUAUGUAAAUUAUAGUGAUACUUUGCCUUUUUCUCUUUAUAAAGCUGACUAUGCUGCUAAAAAUUUUUAAGACGAGGUGUAGGUGAACUUUGCUUACAGAAUGAGAAUUGAAGGUUCUUGAUUUUAGCCUUCAAGACUGAACAAUAUGUAUGUAGCACUAUGCUGAAAUUGCAGAUUGGAAGCAACCUAAAAGUUUUAGAUGGAAAUAAUUUAAGUUUCGAUUGUGUAUUACUUUAACAGAUUGUAUGAACUUAAAUCUACCACAUGCUGCCUCCAUAUUACUUUAUUAAGUUACAAUUGUAAUUAGUAGGAAUCUUAAUUCAAUGCAAUACUUUGUUUCUGUGUAAAAAAAUAGUUGUUUUUGUCCCUCUAGCAGAGUAAUUGGGAAUAUGUAUUUUUUUUUUUACCCUCCUGUAGUUUGGUUUUGUUUUGGGUUUUUUUUUUGGUUUUUUUUUUUUUUUUGGUUUUUUUUUUUUUUUUUUUUUUUUUUUCUGAUAGCACACACACACACAAAAAUCAGGACAUAAAUUUUUGGAAACUUCUGUACUACUCAAAACCUUUUCUUAACAGUAGCACUACAUGAUGCUUCUCAACUAGUCUUUAAAUAUCUGUAUAUAGUAUUUACCUAGCACUCAGAUAAAAAAUACUUUUUGUGAACUAAUUAUAUCUUUAAGUAGUCAUCAACAUAUAGUUACUUACUAAUAAAUAACAAAUUCCAGUUUUGAUACUUAAUGAAAUAGAAUAUUUUUUUCACUCAAAGUAUAACUAAGAAAUGAACUGCUUUGGACUUAUUCAUAUGAAAGAUUUUAAUCUUAAAACAGCACAAAAACACAUAAAUCAUGCUUAU
Molecule: messenger RNA, 4565 nt
Organism: Cinclus cinclus
Lineage: Eukaryota; Metazoa; Chordata; Aves; Passeriformes; Cinclidae
Gene: COBLL1
Product: cordon-bleu WH2 repeat protein like 1
Exons: 14
Coding region: 1-3555 (1184 amino acids)
Molecular function (GO): actin monomer binding
Source: RefSeq, a predicted model, not a curated record